Messenger RNA from Cucumis sativus (cucumber), 1760 nucleotides. Its product is annotated as lysosomal Pro-X carboxypeptidase. Gene Ontology annotation, biological process: proteolysis. The transcript is spliced from 9 exons. Gene Ontology annotation, molecular function: dipeptidyl-peptidase activity; serine-type exopeptidase activity. The record is from RefSeq and is a predicted model, not a curated record. Lineage: Eukaryota; Viridiplantae; Streptophyta; Magnoliopsida; Cucurbitales; Cucurbitaceae. Bases 1 to 1494 code for a protein of 497 amino acids.
AUGAGGUUUCCUAUGUUUUCUUCCCCAUGGAUUCCUUUAUUACUUUUUGUUUUUUCAACCUCUGUUGUUACUUCUUUGCAGCAUAAUAGAUUCCCAAGGCUUAGUCCUGUUGGUGAAAAGUUUCUGCAUCAUUCUCGAGUUUUGAAUUCGCUUCCUUUGGAUGAUUUCAAGACUUAUUAUUACAAUCAAACACUUGAUCAUUUCAAUUAUAGACCUGAAAGCUACACAACAUUCCCUCAAAGAUAUAUAAUCAACUUCAAGUAUUGGGGUGGCCCGAAUUCGAGUGCACCAAUUUUUGCUUACUUGGGUGCUGAAGCACCAAUAGAUGAUGAUUUAGAUUUUAUUGGGUUUAUGACUGAUAAUGCCAUUCAGUUUAAUGCUCUUUUAAUUUAUAUUGAGCAUCGGUACUAUGGAAAAUCAAUUCCAUUUAGAUCAAGAGACGAAGCAUUGGGAAAUGCAAGCACUCUUGGAUACUUUAAUUCAGCACAAGCAAUAGCUGAUUAUGCUGCCAUUCUUAUACAUGUGAAAAAGGAAUUUCAUGCUAAUUAUUCUCCUGUAAUUGUUAUUGGUGGAUCAUAUGGAGGAAUGUUGGCUUCAUGGUUCCGUCUUAAAUACCCUCAUGUAGCACUAGGAGCUCUUGCAUCUUCAGCUCCAAUUCUUUAUUUCGACGAUAUCACACCACAGGAUGGAUACUAUUCUGUGGUCACCAAGGAUUUUAGAGGUCUCAGUGAAACUUGCUAUGAAACUAUUAAGAAAUCGUGGUCUGAGAUUGAAACAGUUGCUUAUCAGCCGAAUGGUCUCUCCAUUCUCGACCAAGAGUUCAAAACAUGCCGUCCUUUAAGAGGAUACUUUGAGUUGGAAGACUACUUGUGGUCCAUGUAUGCCAGUGCAGCCCAAUAUAACCAUCCGCCUAAAUAUCCAGUCACGAGGAUAUGUGAUGCCAUCGAUGGAACUUAUUCUGUGAAUGGAACACUUAGCAAAAUAGCUGCAGGUGUAUUUGCUUUCAGAGGGAGUGUAUCCUGUUAUAUUAACGAGCCCAGAAAUGAAACAGAAACUGAUGUAGGAUGGAGAUGGCAGUCAUGCAGUGAGAUGGUGAUGCCAAUAGGUUCAGAUGAUGAUAUGUUUCCACCAUCCCCUUUUGACCUUCAAAGCGUCAUCAAUUAUUGCAAUAGACUUUAUGGUGUUCCUCCCAGGCCCCAUUGGGCUACCACCUACUAUGGAGGCCAUGAUAUACGACUCGUCCUUCAGAGAUUCGGUAGCAAUAUAAUUUUUUCCAAUGGACUCAAAGACCCUUACAGUAUUGCCGGGGUAUUGCACAACAUAUCAGACAGUCUCCUUGCGGUGUAUACAACAAAUGGAUCUCACUGCUUGGACAUUUUAAAGGCACAUGAAACUGAUCCUGAAUGGUUAGUGAGACAGAGAAAGACUGAGGUUGGUAUCAUUAAAGGAUGGAUCAGCGAGUAUUAUGCAGAUUUGAAGAAGUACAAACAAUAGAAAUCACACUCAAAGGUGAUUGAAGACAUUCUAGUUUGUAAAGAAUACCUUUUCUGCUCCUUAGCACUAUUAUACAAUAUCCACACGACACAAAAGGGAAUGAAAAAGUAUGAUGAACUUGUAAUAUGAGCUAUCCGUUUGACAAUAUGAACUUGUAACGACCCAUCGUAGAAUGAGAAAUAAAAGAUUCUUGCUAUAUUUUCUAUCCUCUUUGUAAGCUUCUUGCUUCUGAUUAAUAAAGUUGACGCUCUCGUGCUCUGCUUUUA